This is a messenger RNA of Penicillium argentinense, 1206 nucleotides long. RefSeq lists its product as uncharacterized. The transcript is spliced from 8 exons. The record is from RefSeq and is a predicted model, not a curated record. The coding region runs from base 1 to 1206 and encodes 401 amino acids. Lineage: Eukaryota; Fungi; Ascomycota; Eurotiomycetes; Eurotiales; Aspergillaceae.
AUGAGACAGGUCUAUCAUGAUUGUAUCCCAUUCUCCUCGCUGGCGGGACGAUCGGAGCAUGCUGGCUUCAUGGUAUUGCCCAAUUCCACAAAGUUGGAGAGCCGUGCGUUGGAUACACCGAAGGAAGCCAAGCGCCAGUGCGCAUGGUCAACCUCACACAUUUCAUGCCCAGGCAGCGAUGACUCGUCUGAUGACCCGGAUCCUGACUGCGAUAUGUUGUCUUUGCAGGCCAAAAUGCUGUACAAACGAAGUGAAAAAGAGCCAAUGGACUACUGCAAGCAGAACACCAGGAAAGAUGCCACACAAUACGAGGGCUUCACAACCGACGGGUUACAAAUCAAUUUCCCAACUUUUCCAUCCUCCGGAGACUUGGCUAAAAAGUUCGGCGCGUCCAAUGUCGUGUCAUAUGAUGGGAUUAAACCUGAUGACUGCAACGACUUCGACUUUGGAAUCGUCACCACUCCCAACGAGCCAGGCAAAAACAAACCACGCUACGAUGCCGAGCACGUUCUUGGAGCCCAGGUGCGAUCCAAUGUUCUGUCUUAUGACAGUGGCUCUGAUAACGAUGGUGAUACCGAAAUGGGCGAGGCCGACGAUGACGGGUUCAAUGAACCCCGCCAGGGACACACGGGAGUCAUCCACAUGUGUGAUUACAUGAAGGUUUGGUGGGCGAAGAACGAUGAUGACAAAAAUGCCUGGAGUGCCCACAAAUUUGUUGCCUCGGCUUAUCCUGGGAAAGAUGGAAGGAAAUGGAUAAAUGCUGAAGAGUUUGUGCUUCUUCCUGCAUACAUCAACUCUUCAGUGAAAGCAAAUUAUUUUGGAGGAAACGAGGAAACUCACAAAACAUGUUUGAAUGUGAUCAUGAAGAAGGCUAAAGACAAAAGGCAGCCUGACUGGGGCUCAGCGUUGAAAUAUGUAAAGGCCCAUAUUUACUUCUACAAAUACCUUGGAACUCCCGAAAUCCAAAGGAUUCUGGGGAAGCAGGUCAAUCGGGUUGUCCAUAACAUGUAUGAGUUUCAUCCACAUGACACUGUCACACAAGGACAAAUACUAACUUCAGCUGGCAAGGAGCAAGCGGAGGACAAUCUCUUACAGCAGAACAUCGGUGGGAUCCAGGGAUAUGUGGAUCCAAAAGCCCCUUACCGAAAACAGGACUUCGCAGAUGAAUGGCGUAUCCUCCCCAUCGCAUCUGUAGCCCGUUCAUGA